CAGUGUCUGUAUGCCUCGACGUUGUUUUCUACACACUCUCAAAAUUAAGUGAAUUUAAUUAACUAAACAAAAUGCCUUGGACUAGUACUAACAGAAUUUACGCGAAACCUUCAAACACAGCUUCGGGUGAAGAUGUUGGGGGUGGUUCCGUUACGGCGCGGUCAGGGCCGACGGCCGCAGCCGACUCCGGUGGGCGCUUCGAGCUCAGCGAUCACGGUUAUGGCAAGUGCUCCGUAAAGCUCCUGCACGUGCACCGCGACGGCGACUACCACAGCAUCCGCGAGUUUGAAGUUAACACCGAACUGAAACUCGCUUCUGAAUCGGCGUAUGUACUCGGUGACAAUAAAGAAGUAGUAGCAACCGAUUCGCAGAAGAACACGGUCUACUUGUUAGCGAAAAAACACGGCGUUAAGACUCCGGAAGAGUUCGGUGCUGUGGUUGUAAACCAUUUCCUGUAUAUGUACAAGCAGGUGGUCGAAGCAAAGUGUAGAAUAGUGGAAUACCCCUGGGAAAGGUUGCAGGCAGGGGUGCCUCACAAUCACGCCUUCGUCUUUUCACCAACUGCUACAAGAUGGUCUGAAGUGUCACAAGCUAGGCAUGAGGCUGUGGUAGUUAAAUCUGGUUUGAGCGGCCUUCGGGUCCUGAAGACUACACAAUCAGCUUUCGUGGAUUUUGUACAAGAUGAAUAUACUACACUUGCUGAUGCAGCGGAAAGAAUAUUCAGUACGGUAGUGGAAGCGGAGUGGACAUACGACAGCAUGCGAACAGCAAACUUCGACAACGCGUGGUUGACCGUAAAGGAUGCUAUUCUAGACAAGUUCGCUGGUCCUCCCGAUACAGGUGUCUACUCCCCAUCAGUACAGCACACUCUUUACCAGGCUGAAAAGGUGGUGCUUGAAAAAGUUUCGGAGAUCACCUGGAUAAGAAUGACAAUGCCGAACAAACAUUACCUAAAUAUCGACAUGUCAAAAUUCCCCGCCAAUGUGACGAAGGGAGACCCUCGACACCACAUCUACCAGCCCAUAGACAAACCCGCAGGUCUCAUCUACGCCCAGCUACGCCGGAGACCGAAAAGCCGCUUGUGACAGUAGAUGCUACGGAAAAGCUACGCAACGUAGCAAUUGAGGUCUCGUCACAUCAUAAUGAUGUUCAUUUUAAAAUAUCACAUUUUGCAUACAGAAACUGUUUACUUUUAAAGAUUGAUAGUUGUUAUUGUUAGAUAUCGAAAUACUGAUGAUGAAUUACUAUGGAUGUAAAUAGUUAUUUGCAGAAAUGUAUCAUGGAUAGUUUUUGCUCAAAGUGAGUUUGCUUGUAUUGUGAAAAUUAUAUUAAUUUCGAUAUGAAUUGAUUACAUUAUAUUACAUUAUAAAAUCGUAAUGCAGUUAUAAAAACUCGUUCCAUAAUUGUUUAAGUGUGAUUUUUGUACAAAAUUAUAUUUUCUUGUUAAUUAAUUAAUUAGGUGUUAUGUCUAUUGAGUUUUUUAAAUCUAUGUUAUGUCUAGUCAAGUUUUAGUAGCAAAUUCUGUAUGAAUGUUAUUACCUACAUAAAUACAUCACUAUUU
Messenger RNA from Hyposmocoma kahamanoa, 1561 nucleotides. It is a transcript of the gene Uro, whose product is annotated as uricase. The record is from RefSeq and is a predicted model, not a curated record. Bases 72 to 1085 code for a protein of 337 amino acids. Gene Ontology annotation, biological process: urate catabolic process; purine nucleobase catabolic process. Gene Ontology annotation, cellular component: peroxisome. The transcript is spliced from 5 exons. NCBI's taxonomy places the organism in Eukaryota, Metazoa, Arthropoda, Insecta, Lepidoptera, Cosmopterigidae. Gene Ontology annotation, molecular function: urate oxidase activity.